Messenger RNA from Neoarius graeffei (lesser salmon catfish), 4074 nucleotides. RefSeq names its product RNA binding protein, mRNA processing factor (gene rbpms). The record is from RefSeq and is a predicted model, not a curated record. Gene Ontology annotation, molecular function: mRNA binding. Lineage: Eukaryota; Metazoa; Chordata; Actinopteri; Siluriformes; Ariidae. The transcript has 9 exons. The coding region runs from base 461 to 1033 and encodes 190 amino acids.
GAGCCUCAGUGUUCACACAGCACGGAAGAUAACGAUCUAUCCGAAAUUGUGUGAAAACACGCCAUUUCUGACUGAGGAGGUCUUAGUGUGGGAUAUAGGGGGAAAAGAAAACAAACAAACAACAACAACAAAACAACCGCCUGUUCACGCGCUCCUUCCUUCCUGUGAUGCGCGCGAGCGGAACUCUCCCACAAGCCGCGGACUCUUGAGAAGCAGAGACGCGCUCGCGCUGCGAAUCUGAAUCCACGCACGCGCGCAGAGCUCGCGCUCCAGCAGCUGCCCCAGCUUUCCUGUCGGAAGAGGCGCAGAGUCGCAGCGCGAGGCGGCUUUAUUCAGUUUAACCUGAACGAUAAUGCCUUUUACUCGACUGGUGCGGUAAAUCUGGAUACUUUUCUCAGCGUAAACUAGCGGAGAAGGAUUAAAAAACAAACAAACAAAAAUCUUAUCAUUUCCGUCAAAGAUGAACAGCCAAAUGGAAACCGAGCCCAGCGAAUACAGCAACGGUCCCGAGGAAGAGGUUCGGACUCUGUUUGUCAGCGGUUUGCCAUUGGACAUCAAACCCCGUGAGCUUUACUUGCUGUUCAGGCCAUUUAAGGGAUAUGAAGGGUCGCUGAUCAAACUUACAUCAAAGCAGCCAGUUGGCUUCGUGAGCUUCGACAGCAGAUCAGAGGCUGAAGCAGCCAAGAAUGCCCUGAACGGAGUUCGCUUCGACCCGGAGAUUCCCCAGACUUUACGGCUGGAGUUCGCCAAAGCCAACACCAAGAUGGCCAAGAGCAAACUGGUAGGGACGCCCAACCCCCCUCCAUCUCAGCAGAGCCCUGGACCACCCUUCAUUAGCCGGGAAGCUUAUGAGCUCACAGUUCCUGGUCUGUAUCCUAGCAACCCUGAUGUGUGGGCAUCAUACCCGUUGUACCCCGCUGACCUAUCACAUACCCUCGCACCCGCUUUCACCUACCCCUCCUCCCUACACGCUCAGAUCCGUUGGCUUCCUCCAGCUGACGCUCAGGGCUGGAAGUCCAGGCAGUUCUGCUGAAAUACGUGUUCCUUAUGUGUGAUGGUGGCUAUGGAUGGCCUUGAGCUGCUGCCCCCUCCAAUCCAACUCUUUUUUUACUUUUUGUCAAUCUUUCUCUGUUUCUCCACCCCACUCAAAGUCCAAACCAGAGACCUCCAGACUCCCCUUCCUCAGUCAUGGACCACAAGUCACCACCUCUUCCCCUGAGUUUAAAGAGCAAAUCAAGACCAGCUCUGCCUCCAUCACACAUCCCCCCCCCCCCCCUUCUCUACUGUUACACCACUGACACUUUUAUGGAAGGAGUGCACAUGGGUCUGCAUCUCUCUCUCUCUCUCUCUCUCUCUCUCUCUCUCUCUCUGUGUACACUGUUCAGUAAGACCAAUCAUGGUCCCAUAAUCAAUCAUACUAUAUACUAUCAUGUAAAUUAUAUUCUAUUUCUCCUUCUCUCCUAGACUGUUCUCACUCCAUCACGCCGACUCUCUCUCUUGUCUUUUUCUUGAUAUUCAGUCAUAUUUCACAGUACAUCAGUGCACAGUAUUGUUACUGUGGGAGUGUUCCAGUUUUAUUGAUACAGCUCACUGUAUAGCCUGCAUUCAUGCAGUCUCCAUCCUGUGCCAUUCUGCCUUCAGCUGUUGCCUGUUUUAAAGAAGGAUUGCAUGUGUGACUCAGUGAAGGGAAUCCCAUAGUUUUGUACAUGGAAAAGACUGAGGAGAGCUUUUAGGAAUGUAUUACAGUAUUGUGGUAAUAUUGUAUACUUAAAUCUAACUACUGUCAUUUGAAAAUGUGACACACUCCAACAUUGCCAGUUGAACGUUUUGUUUUUUUUAAAAACAGUUUAAUCACUAUUAUUGCCACAACAAACAAGCAAACAAAAUGAUACAAAAUAGCAGUUGAAUAGAGAGAGAGAAAUCUGUGUGGAAUUUAUUAAUUGCUUGCUCUAAGAUCCACAAAAACUGUAAAGCCAAUAGAUAAGACUCAGUAUUAAAACACAAAUAUAUGGUGUGCAUAAAGUGCCUAAAUAGAGUGAUAAAGAUUUAGGGGUUUUCCGACGACAACCCUGGUUAAAAAAAAAGUUAUGUAAAACAAAAGCAAAAUGCAAGGAUUUGCAAACCCUUUUCGACCUAUAUUCAGUUGAAUACAAUACAAAGAUCUUCAACCCAUCAUUAAAAACCAACAUGAUUGUGUGACGCACAUUACGACAUGGGCUCGGGAACACUUCGGAAAACUGUUGUCUGUUAACACAGUUUAUCGCUGCAUCCACAAAUGCAAAGUGAUAGCCAUAGAUCAACAUCCAGAAAUGUGUCUGUGAAGAUUCUCAGGCCCUGUUUACAUUAUUUUGAAUCAGCGGAUCAUCAGAUUAACGUUUUUAAAAUGAUUCGCGUGCACACAGCAACGCCAAUACACGAUUCGCGUGCACAUAGCAACGCCAAUACACGGAUACGCUAAUCACAUGACUAAUUAGACGGCACGUCACAUGAUCCCAGUGCAUAUCGGGCAUGCGCAAGUCACUCACCACUUGCAAGUGGAAGGAUGGCAAGCGAACACCUUCUCCAACAGAUAAACACACCUGGCUGUAAUGUUCAUGUUCUCACUGAGUUUAAGUGCCUGAAGGAGGUUGAAAUGGGUAAAUAAACCUCAGUGCGGCUCAGCGCUUCCUCCUGCGCUCCAAAUCACUCCGCCCUGAACAGCGAGUGCCCUCUGGAGGGUGCGCACUCCGGCCCUGCGUAGCUCACAGAGCGCGCGAGUGAAGCGCAUGAGCAGUGAUUCGGGACUGAGCCGCUGUGUGUGUGAUCCCAACGCCAGCGAAUCAGGAAGGUGGAUGUCACAGUGACGUUGUCCAAUGAUGACGUCAGCUAGAGCUCAGCACAGCGUAUCCGCGUAUUCUCAAUGUUUACACAGCACCGGACCAGACACAAACUGGAUUGAAUACGUGGGCUCUGGCGGAUUCCCGUUUCCUGGCGUUUUAAUGUGAACGGACAGUGCAUCCGCGAAGAAAACGAGACAGAUACGGUCUAAUGUAAACUUGGCCUCAGUCAUCCAGGUCAUAGUAACUGGGUGGUAAAAGAGAGCAAAUGGACUUGCUUGAAGAUUCUUGAAGACGUUUCACCUCUCAUCCGAAAGGCUUCUUCAGUUCUGUCUGACUAGUAGGGAGUAUAAGGUAUUUAUCCUCUCAUGGAUGAAAAGCUCAUCUAAGGUGUCGUUGAGUCAUCCUGUUGGUGUGGGUCACUGGGGGCUGGAUGUGAACGGCCUCGAGAGUCGUUAGGGUGAUCAAUGGAUUGCCCGUUAAGGUGAUCAAUGGAAUGCUGAUUCUGAAUGCCCCCAGUGACCCACACCAACAGGAUGAUCCAGAAAUGCCGCCAAAUUCUCUGGGUCUGAGCUCAUCUGAGCUAGAAUUAUGCAAAGUGGAAAAGUGUGCUGUGGUCUGACAUCCACAUUUCAAAUUGUUUUUGGAAAUCAUGGACACUUUGUGUCCUCUGGGCUAAAGAGGAAAAGGACCAGCCUGAUUGUUACCAGUAGAAAGUUCAAAAUCCAGCAUCCAUGUUAUGGGGGUGUGUUGGUGCCGAUGACAUGGAUAACUUGCACAUUUGUGAAGUCAACAUCAAUGCUGAAGGGUACUGCUAUCUAGACAUCAUCUUCAGGGUUAUCUCUACUUAUUCCAGCAAGACAAUGCCAAGCCACAUUCUGCACGUGUUACAACAGUGUGGCUUUGUAGUAAAAGAGUGGGGGUGCUAAACUGGCCUGCCUACCUCUCAUUGAAAAUGUGUGGUGCAUUAUCUAGUGCAAAAUACAACAACGUAGACCCCAGACUGUUGAGCAACUGAAGUUGUAUAUCAAGCAAGAAUGGGAAAGAAUUUCACUUUCAAAAUUUCAACAAUAGUGUCCUCAGUUCCCAAACACUUACUGAUGGCUAUUAAAAGAAAAGGUGAUGUAACACAGAGGUAGACUUGUCCCAGCUUUUUUGGAAUGUAUUGCAGGCAUCAAACUCAGAAUGAGUGUAUACAGUGUCUUGCAAAAGUGUUCAUCCACCUUGGCGUUUGUCCUGUUUUGUUGCAUUACAAGAU